Molecule: messenger RNA, 1878 nt
Organism: Didymosphaeria variabile
Lineage: Eukaryota; Fungi; Ascomycota; Dothideomycetes; Pleosporales; Didymosphaeriaceae
Exons: 3
Coding region: 1-1878 (625 amino acids)
Source: RefSeq, a predicted model, not a curated record
AUGACUCGCCUCACAUCGGUUUCGUCACUCCUAGCGCUCGCUGUUGGCGCUCUUGCUGCUACUCCCAUCCCAAACAUAUCGCCGCUAAGUGUAGUAGGUGCAUUCGGCAGCUGCUCUGUGGAUUCCACCGACUUCAAUUCCGGAGGCACAAUAACAGUAGACGAAUGGAACAUCAAGGUACCGAAGAACCUACUUGUACAGUUCCCAACUAUCUGGACCCCAUUUCGCAAGCUCUGCGAGGCCGGCGUUGGUGGUUACGAAGUCACCAUCUUUGGCAAUGUCAUAGGCUCGCAGCCAACAGCUGCACAAAUCAUUGUCAGCGGUGGAUUCGACGUGCGAUCGGGCGUAGGCUACAUUGAUUCCAUCGAUGUUGCGGACGGUUCCUUCAAGCUUCGCGGCCUCGGUACCAAGCUGCGGCUGAACGACCCGAGCGGUGUAUUCGGAAAGGCUUCGGAUCUCGCACCCUUCUUCCCAGUAGACGAUGAGAACCCAAGCAUCCAAGCAUUCUCCGGGUUUCCCAUGUGCUUCCCGCGGUCAGCCAACGAUGAGAAGUGCCCAUCGUCAAAUCGUCCCGCUGGAUCAACCAAUUUCGCCGCUUCUGAUCCUCUAUCUAUGGUUCCUUUCUUAGUGGGAGACUUCAUUACAUACACGGCUAUCCCUAAGGGCGGAGAGCUUCUCGUGUUCGAGGCAUCGGCCACCAACGUGCAGGUCACGACUUCUGCUUCUAACACAGUACCCAACUACAUUUUCAUUGAAGAUGCAAUCAUUGGAGUCACUGAUCCUGAUGCCAACGUUGAGGUUGCUGAUACUCGGUUCAUUGGCUAUCUCUCCAGCUGCAGCGGCGCCUCCGUCCAGGUCUAUGCCAUUGAGGUCGAUCCAUGCACAGGUGACGAAAGCCUUCGCCAGGUAGGCUCUGCCACGCCCAGAGCCGGCGACGUCCGAUGCAAGUGGGAAGCCCGUGUCGCAGCUUCUACCCCAUACACUCGCGAAUACGUUAUCAAGACAAACAACCCUGUCGUCGAGACCAAGGACGGACUUCAGGCCGGACAAUAUGUCACGCCCGUGACCGAAUGGAUCCAGCCCGAAAUCAAUGUCCCUGGAGCAGAGCCACCACCAAACAGAUUCUCGGACAUGCGUGGUCUCGUGCAAGGAGACUUCUUUGAAGGUGAGCAAUUCGGACCUCUUUCUCCAUUCCCUGGCCCGAGCCCACCAGCACCAUCAAAGACCUGCAGCCCGAAUGAUCCAAGCGGACCCGUCGCUGCGCCCACGGCCACCAUCGCUCCCUUUACUGCAGAUCAACGCAGCGGGGCCACCGUCCAGCUCAUUGUUCAGAACAACAACACCGACAUCUCGAAUAGCGCGCUCAACUUCAACUGGACACAGAUCGAGCCAUCGACGGGCGCUUCAGCUACCAUCCAGAAUCCCGCCGCCCAAACCGCCACCUUUGUCGCUCCCAAGCUCACCACAGCUACCAACCUCAAAUUCGAAUGCGCCGUCAGCCUCAAGUCCAACAGCUCCAUCGUCUCCAAAGCGCAAGUCACCGUGCGCGUCUCCGCCACUGCUGCUGAUAUCGUAAUCCUCGAUACCUACACGUGGGAAUCCCGGCAGUCGGGCACCAUUGGUGUAACUUGCCACUCGAACGUUGCCAACGGCGACAACAAGGUUAUGACUUUGGCGCUGAACAACAAUGCGACAAGGCUGGCAAUGACGAGGGUUGGCGAUGUGGGGAGUGGAAGGUGGAGCUAUAGCGCGCGGAGCACGAAGCAGCCGACGAAUGUACAGUGCUACUCGGACCUUGGAGGCAAGAGUGCGCUGUUGGCUGCGCCGACGAAGAGGAAGAGGGCGUUCGCGAGGAUGAGUGGGGAGUUGGUGGAGUGA